This is a messenger RNA of Ipomoea nil (Japanese morning glory), 2052 nucleotides long. RefSeq names its product NAC domain-containing protein 17-like. The record is from RefSeq and is a predicted model, not a curated record. The transcript is spliced from 3 exons. Gene Ontology annotation, molecular function: DNA binding. Bases 92 to 1999 code for a protein of 635 amino acids. Gene Ontology annotation, biological process: regulation of DNA-templated transcription. Lineage: Eukaryota; Viridiplantae; Streptophyta; Magnoliopsida; Solanales; Convolvulaceae.
UUUGAUAAUCAAGCCUCUCAAUUCUUCAUUACUUUUCAAAUUCGCCUUACGUAAAUUGUUCGGUUUUCGGAAAAAUUGUGAUUGGGAAAACAUGGUUAUGGCUAAAGAGGGUUUCCCUGACCAGAGGUUGCCGCCGGGGUUUAGGUUUCACCCGACGGACGAGGAGCUGCUCCUGUAUUUCUUGAAGAGGAGGAUCUGCCGGCGGCGAAUUCUCACUGAUGUCAUCGGCGAGACUGACGUCUACAAGUGGGAUCCGGAUGAUUUGCCUGAGCUAUCUAAGUUGAAGACUGGUGACCGGCAAUGGUUCUUCUUUAGCCCCAUGGAUCGAAAAUAUCCGAAUGGUCGCAGGACUAACAGAGCAACCAAGCAUGGAUACUGGAAGACAACUGGGAAGGACCGUACUGUUACGUGUAAUUCUCGUGAUGUUGGUGUUAAGAAAACCCUUGUCUUCUAUAAAGGCCGUGCACCUACUGGGGAACGAACAGAUUGGGUGAUGCAUGAGUAUACUUUGGGUGAAAUGGAGUUGUCAAGAUGCCAAUCUGCACAGGAUUAUUAUGCACUGUACAAGGUGUUUAAGAAGAGUGGACCUGGGCCCAAAAAUGGGGAGCAAUAUGGUGCACCGUUUAAUGAAGAGGACUGGGCUGAUGAUGAAUGCUUUGGAACUAAUCUCCCUGUUGAGCAGGAAAAAUCUAGGAAGAAUGUCAAUGAUGUUGGGCUUAUUAAUGAUCCAAAACCUAAUGAUGUGUUGCGUGACUUGCCUCCCCUGAUAGAUGGUCUUGAGGAAUUCCUGAAGUAUAUUGCAGAUGAACCUUCACUUACAGAAUUGCUUCCCGUUGAUAAUAGUUAUGUGGACAAGCUGGUUGGUAACGAGGAUACUGCAAAUGCUCUGCUGGAUCACUCUGCAGGGGAGGUUUAUUUGCCAGUGCAAACUGCUACUCUUUUUUCUGUCCCACCACUGCAUAAUGAGCAAGCCAACUUCGAUCCGAUACAUUCAUGGACAUUGCAGCCGCAAUUGCAUGAAGCAACUGAGGUCACAUCUGCUCCUGUAGUGGAAGAGGACUUCCUUGAAGAUUUUCUGGAGAUGAAUGAUCUUGAUGGUUCAGAACUCAGUGUUAACCAGAACUUAGAUAAGCCAGUGGAGGUCACAUCUGCUCCUGUAGUGGAAGAGGACUUCCUUGAAGAUUUUUUGGAGAUGAAUGAUCUUGAUGGUUCAGAAUUCAGUGUUAACCAGAACUUAGAUAAGCCAGUGGAGAACUGUGGGAGCCAGCAGGUCGUUGAUUUUGAUGGACUGAAUGAAUUCGAGCUCUACCAAGAUGCAGCUAUGUUCCUUCAUGAUAUGGGGGCUAUUGGAGUGAGUCAAGGUGCUGAACAAGCUACAAAUCAUGUGGCAAAUGGCAUUAUAAACCCAACUGAAGCGAGUCAAAUGAUUAACCAGCAGUUGUAUUUGAACGAGGGUAAUGAAUUCAACCACCAGUUAUGGAGCCAUGAUCUAAGGUGGUGUAGCACAGUGAACCCGACUGAAGCAAGUCAGAGUGCCAACCUUCCGUUGACUUCAGGUAUGGUAUAUGGUAAUCAUUUUGAGGAUCAUCCUGUGGGAGCAAAUUUGAAUCAGAAUAAUAUACAGGAUGAUGCUACAAAUUCAAGCUUCUCUUCUGCUCUAUGGGUCUUUAUGGAAUCUAUACCAGCCACUCCUGCUUCAGAUGCAGAAAGUGCUCUGGUGAACAAGGCCUUUGAGCGAAUGUCUAGCUUCAAAAGACUACGAUUAAAUGCUCGAAACGUUAAAGUUGCUUCAGGUAAUACCUCUGCAACAUCAACGCGUUCCGGCAAGUCUAAAAAUGGAUUAUAUAGAUUAUUUUGUUUUUCUUUAAUUGGAGUGUUGUGUGCCAUCUUAUGGAUGUUUGUUCAUAGGAGCCUCAUAGUUGUAGGGAGAAAGUCUUGCCAUUACUUUGGCAUCUUUAUGAAAUCUAGGGAAAGCAAUAUAAUAGUGUAUUACAAAUGAAAUCUCACUCAAAAGUUUAGGGUAACUGAAGUUACAAUUACCUCGAAAUAGUA